AUGCCAACAUCAAAUGAAGCCUACCUGUAUCCUGAGACAACCCAACAAGAAGACGAAAUGAAAAUGCGUUCCCCUCUGCCAACAGAUCCCAGUCGUACUGAGUCUAUGAAGGAUUUAGCUGAGACAACAGUUGAACAGAAUGGUCUUCGUGAAUUUCUCUCUACAGAAUCAAUCCAAUGUGUCAAUAAUACUGGUAAUUCAAAGCUGACGAAUAUGACAAAUAUGAAUACAUCAAUGAAUAGUAUAAAUGAUGUAACCAUGAAAUCAGAACAAAGCAAUAAUUUGACGAAUAGUAGUAGUGGAGGUGGGGGUGCUGGGAACACUGGUGGUGGAAGUAGUAAAAGUCAAAAAAUGUCUCACCCCGCACAUAAUCACCAUCAUCACCAUCAUAAUCAUAAUCAUUCGCAUUCAUCCCAUCAACAUCAUAACAGUAAUGGUGGAGUUGUUGAAAAAAUGUCUAGAACAAAUUUGUACAUAAAAGGAUUACCUGAAAAUUUUGAUGAUGAUCAACUAUGGCAAUUACCACCAGAUCAAACAAAAAUUAAAUCGGUUAAAGCGGCUACUGAUGAAGAUACAAAAUGUCGUGUGAAAAUAUUUAUGAUACCCACAAUUAAUAUGAUUCUCCUAUGUGAACAUUCAGAAAGAAAUAAAACAAAGAAAAUGUAUGUAUAUUUUGUAUCUGAUUUAUGGAACUGCAUUGAGUGGCGAUCCUAA
Trichobilharzia regenti is the source of this 714-nucleotide messenger RNA. The record is from the annotation of a GenBank genome assembly. NCBI's taxonomy places the organism in Eukaryota, Metazoa, Platyhelminthes, Trematoda, Strigeidida, Schistosomatidae.